AUGCUGCCUAGCACUUUCAAAAAUGAGACCAAAGAACAGGAAAUGGCUCGGAAAAGGCUUAAAGUUAAGCUAGAAAUGGCAAAAUUCUUACAAAAUACGCUCGAAGAGUCAGUAACAGUAAUCAAGAAAAAUGACACCACAAGAACAUCCAGUGUAGAAGAAUUUGUUCAAUUUAUGAAAACAGAGGAGGAUGUCAAGUUGAGAUUGGCAGAGGAGAGUGGAGAGGUUAUUUCCAACACGGACAGACUUGUUGUUGUUCUCAACGAAGAAGAGGCCAUUAAGGACGACCACAGUGAGAAGAGUCCGGACAUAUCCGCACUCCCUGAUGAAAAUAACGUGGAUCAUGUCAACGUUCAAUGUGAUGACUUGGAAACGAUUGAGAACCUCCUAAUUCAGGCAGUCGACCACCGUAAUCUGAGUUUGUCCUCCAGAGAAUUCCGUGAAUUGCAGGAUGGGAUCACGGAAUAUCAACAGGUUUUUGAGGCAAUUGGUAAUCCUGACUUUGCAUUGAGCAGUGAACAGAUAUCUGAUAUGCUUAGACUUACUCAAAGGGAAAAUGAGUUGAAGGACAUACAAGUGGAAGAAGAUGUGACCAGUAAAUAG
Molecule: messenger RNA, 603 nt
Organism: Octopus sinensis (East Asian common octopus)
Lineage: Eukaryota; Metazoa; Mollusca; Cephalopoda; Octopoda; Octopodidae
Exons: 3
Coding region: 1-603 (200 amino acids)
Biological process (GO): intracellular monoatomic cation homeostasis
Cellular component (GO): mitochondrial inner membrane
Molecular function (GO): ribosome binding
Source: RefSeq, a predicted model, not a curated record